Molecule: messenger RNA, 948 nt
Organism: Penicillium nucicola
Lineage: Eukaryota; Fungi; Ascomycota; Eurotiomycetes; Eurotiales; Aspergillaceae
Product: isoflavone reductase family protein
Exons: 1
Coding region: 1-948 (315 amino acids)
Source: RefSeq, a predicted model, not a curated record
AUGUCAGCCAUACCAUCUCCCGCGUCGCGACCAGUUGUCGCCAUUGCCGGAGCCACAGGUCAUCUUGGCAAAAAUAUUGCUACGGCGUUGCUUUCUACACUGUUCCGUGAUCAAUUCUCCGAGGUCAUCCUCUUGUCGCGCAAUGGCUCAUCUCCGACUUUUCCAGGCCUGGAUGCCAGAUUUUUAGUUCGAAAGUACGACGAGAACAAUCUGGCAGAGGCUCUCGAGGGCGUCCAAGUCCUCGUCAAUGCAGUUGGGCCUUCAGGACACUCGUUCAAGGAAAAGAUUGUCGAGGCCAUACCGCAGACAGAUGUUCAGCUUUACUUUCCCUCGGAGUUCGGGGUUGAUCACUACCUUCAUGACUUCGUGCACUCGGAGUGGGAUCAGAAAAAGAAACACUUUCACCUGACCCAGCAAUUACUUUCUCCCAAGAUAAGGGUCUGUCGGGUCUUCUGUGGCCUCUUCUUGGAUGACAGCAUUGGGCCAUGGUUUGGAUUUAAUACAGUAAAUGGAAAGUAUGAAAGUGUCGGCUCAUCCGAUACUGGGAUUUCCUUCACAUCCCUCGAGGAUGUCGGGAAGACCGUUGCUUCGCUGGCAAGCCUACCUGCCGAAAGUGUCCCAAAGACCCUUCAUAUUGGGGGUGAUACUCACUCUUUUUCCGAGAUUGCGAGCAUCAUGGAAGCGGCAGGUGCAGGGCGCAUUGAAGUGACUGAAACUCCUCUUCAAAAGUACAAGGCAGAGACAACUCGUACAACUUCCUGGGAUCCCGCGAAUUAUUUACGGUUUUUGAUGGGGGAAGGAAAAAUCAAUCACACUGUUGGUCAUCUAGGCUGUGACAACGAGCUGGUGAAUCCGAAGCAAGAGCUGUGGCAGUGGCGAAAGCUAACUGACUUGGCCAAAGAAACCAAGGGGCAGCCAUGGAAGGAUCUCCCGUGGCCACCACAGUAG